AUGCAUGAUAAUUCGUUUGAUUGGUUUCAGCCUCAGAUCUUCACCCUCACGAAUUUGAGCGGAGUGAAACCGAGGCAGGAUCUCGGUCAAAAUGGAGUCGAGGAUAUGAUUCAAUUGACACGUACACCGGCAGCAUUUUGGUAGCGGUGAACCCUUACAAAAUGUUCGACAUUUACGGGCUGGAUCAAGUGAAACUCUACGAGGGACGAAUACUUGGCACGCUGCCUCCUCAUCUGUUCGCCGUGGGCUCGUCGGCGUACAGUCAGGUAACUGCGGCGAACAACGCCAGCGCGAAUCAAGUGGUCGUCAUUUCCGGUGAGUCCGGUUCGGGAAAAACGGAAUCCACGAAACUUGUAAUGCAGUAUCUAGCCGCGGUGAAUCGCGCGCCGAAUAAUCUCGUCACCGAGCAAAUUCUCGAGGCGACGCCCCUGCUGGAAAGCUUCGGCAACGCGAAAACUCCGAGGAACGACAACAGCAGCAGAUUUGGAAAGUAUUUGGAAAUUUCGUUCAAUCAUAAUUCGCCAAUUAUUUUCAGCGGUGUGAUAAUAGGGGGAAGGAUAACGCAGUAUCUGCUCGAGAAAAGUAGGAUAGUCACGCAAGCGCCAGAGGAAAGGAACUAUCACGUGUUUUACGAGCUGCUGGCUGGUCUCGAUCAGCAACUCAGGGACAAGUACGGAUUGCUGACGCCGGACAAAUACUUUUAUCUGAACCAGGGUGGGAAUUGCGAGAUCGACGGGAAGAGCGACACUCAGGACUUCAAAGCCCUGCUCUCGGCCAUGCAAGUGCUGGGAUUCACGUCCGAGGAGCAGGACACGAUCUUCAAAAUCCUCGCCAGCGUGUUGCACCUCGGGAACGUGUACUUUCACCGGAAGCAGAUGAGACACGGCCAGGAGGGCGUGGAGGUCGGCUCCGACGCCGAAAUUCGCUGGGCUGCUCAUCUCCUUCAAGUGAAUUCCGAUGGAAUCAUCAGGGCACUCACCACCAAAACGACAGAAGCAAGAAACGAGAGAGUUUUCACGGCGCUGAAUAUCGACCAGGCUCUGGAUGCCAGGGAUGCGUUCGCCAAGGCUCUGUACAGUUCCCUGUUCUCCUGGCUGGUCGCUCGUAUCAAUCACAUCGUCUACAAAGGGACGAAACAGACGGCCGCGAUCUCGAUACUCGAUAUAUUCGGCUUCGAGAACUUCGCGGAGAACAGCCUCGAGCAACUGUGCAUCAAUUACGCCAACGAGAACCUUCAGUUCUACUUCAACAAGCACAUAUUCAAGCUGGAGCAGCAGGAAUACGCCAAGGAGAAGAUCGACUGGACGACCAUCAAUUACACGGACAAUUUGCCGGUGAUACACCUGAUAGCGAAGAAGCCAGUGGGUAUUCUGCAUCUGCUCGACGACGAGAGCAACUUCCCAAAGGCGACCGAUCUCUCGUUCUUGGAAAAGUGCCAUUACAAUCACGCCCUGAGCGAGUUGUACUCGAGGCCGAGGAUGAAUUCCGCCGAGUUCGCGAUCAAACACUACGCCGGGCAAGUUUGGUACAACGUCGAGGGUUUCCUCGAUAAAAACAGAGACACGCUGAGACCGGACGUCGUGGAGCUAUUGAUUAGCAGUAAAAUAUCCGUGAGUGUCUUUGCCUUUUUUCCCUUUUUCUCGAUUACGUUGAAAGGCUCCAAACAAAGUUCCUUUGAUCGACGAUUCGCUUGCUUCUUGCAGAUGGUCAGCAAAAUGUUCCAGCACGUGAGGACGGCUCACGAGGCCAAUAAAACCAUGAACAAACCGAACGGCAGAUUCGUCACCAUGAAGCCAAGGACGCCGACCGUGUCUGCCAGAUUCCACGACAGUCUGCAGCAACUGUUGGACUCUAUGUCUCAAUGCAAUCCAUGGUUCGUGCGAUGCAUCAAGCCAAACACGGAGAAGGCGCCGAUGAAAUUCGACAUGCCGUGCGUGCUGGAGCAGUUACGUUACACGGGGAUGCUGGAGACGAUUCGGAUUCGGAAAACUGGUUACCCGGUCCGGCUGCUUUUCGGACACUUCGUGGACCGAUAUCGGUACCUGGUUUCCACGCAUCUGCCGAGAGGUGCGCCGAACAAGGAGCUCUGCCGCUUAAUUUUGGACAAAGCCGCGCCGAAGGACGCGCAGUCCCAGUAUCAGCUCGGACUCACCAGGGUGUUCCUCAGGGAAUCACUGGAGAGAACACUGGAGUACAACAGGGCGCUGAUCUUGGAGAGGGCAGCCAUAACCGUCCAGAGGUACACGAGAGGAUUCCUCGCGAGAAGAAUGUUCCUCAACAUCGCACGAAGCACGGUGCUGAUCCAAGCUGUUUACCGCGGCUACCGCGAGAGGAAGAAGUUCAACGCGUUGAGGAGAGGCGUGCUGAUGGCGCAGAAGAUGUACAGGGGGAAGAAGCAGCGUGAGAAAUUCAAGGUGCUGAAAGAGGAGAUGGCGAAGAGAGCGGAGAUCGAGCGUGCGAGUAAGGAACGAGCCAAAGCGAAGCAGCAGAGAGAGGAGCAGGAAAGAACGUCCAGAGCUGUGGCCGGUGUUAAUCAUCUAGAAAUCCCUGCCGAGCUCGCUUUCAUUUACAGCAAACUCGACGAAGUUGACCCUUGGCUUAACUUCCGUGUCAAAGAUAAUACAAAUAAUUCCACUCGAAACACGUUGAACAAUCACGACACGUCCCCGGUCGUUGCAGAUUGGCAGCCCACGCAUACAGAGAGGAACCUUCUGAAAGUGGUCGGCCAAGUGAUACCCAUGCACCAUAAUUACGGUCUGCCGAACGACAUCGAUCAACAUCAAUUCUCCAAGUUCACCAACAUUUACUUCAAGAGCCACAUCUUCGGCAUGAAACGGGAACCGAUAAAGACGCCGUUCCUGGCGAAGGCCCGCGACCAGGAUUACACCGACUCGUUGAUGAUCUUCAAAAUGAUCCUGCGUUUUAUGAACGAGAACAACCUGAGCGGCAAGAGGGAACAGGCGCUGGGCGACUACAUCGUCAACAAGGGGAUCGUCAACGAGAAACUGAGGGACGAGAUCCUUUGCCAGCUGGCCAACCAAACGUGGAAGAACGAGAACGACGCUAACAAAGAGAGAGGCUGGCUACUGCUGUCCAACUGUUUGUCCGCCUUUCAACCCAGUUCCACUUUGUUCAAGUAUUUCCUCAAGUACGUGUCCGAUCACGCGUACGACGGCUACAAAGCUUACUGCCAGAGGAAGCUUCUCCAGGGGGAGAGGACGGUAUUCAGAGUAACGAGCAACAACAACCAGCAAAUUGUUGUCCAUCACGUACCGAGAAACUAUCCGCCGUGCGUGUUGGAGUGGAGAGCCAACAGGAAUCGCGUGAACAUGGCCCUGAGCGUAGGAUUUUACGACGAAGACGUUUGUGAUGAUCGCCGAUUAUUUCCAGGCGAGACGGUGACCUGCGCAGUGGACUCUUGGACGACUUGCGAGGAAUUAGCCAACCUGGCUGUUCACAAUCACGGUGUCGAUAAUUCAGGAUGGACGAUCACUUUGUGGAACCAAUUGGACGGCCCGGACGCAAUCGUGACGGAAACCAAUGGUUUCGACUACGUUCUCGACUUAAUUUCAGAGUUGGAACUAGCGCCAGCGUUCCCCGCUGCUAAACACAUGUUCCUCGAGCAACGAAAGAACAGUUUCCCCCCGAUCAAGAAGCGUGAAGUGAGUGUUUGCGAAUGUCCUUCUCAGUAUUCGGUCCACUUCAGCACCGGAUCGGUGGCGCACGCGCACAUAAUUCGCGAGCUGGAGCAGGAAAUAGAGCCACCGGUUCUAAAAACGUUCCAGCCCCUCGAGCGGAAACCAGUACCGAAGGUUAUGGACAAACCUGUCGAACCAGAAAUUCAAUCGCCCAGAAGACCGGCUGUUCCUCCGCCACAGCCGCCAGUCACCAAGCCAUCGAUGAGGAAACAGUCGCACGAAGCCAUAUUGGAGACCACAACGGAGACCGGCCUGUCGCGGAAAUCCGCUCUGAACGACAGAUACUUCGAGAAAGAGAAACAACGCAGCCGCAGCUUGGACAACCUACUUCAACCGGAAGUUGUGUCACCGCCGGUGAAGCUAGCGAACCUCGGUUUGUCCUCGUCGAGAUUGAACGAACGGUAUCACAGCCUUGAGAGGAUCGGCGAGACGCCCGCGGUCAGUAACGUAGAGUACAUGACGAGAAACGAGAUCACGCAGGAGAGGAAGUACAGCAGAAUAACCAGAACAACAGAGCCGAACAUCGAGGAAGAGGAUCUAACGAUCGACUUCGAGUACCCUGAUAUUCAGUCGGUCAGCCAAACCGGCAGAUCCGAGGAUGAUAAGAGCAGUUACAUUCGAUCGCAGACCAGGUUCAUUAAAUCUCAGUAUCCCGGUAUGCCGACGACCAAAGUGCGAAAUUUUAACCAAACUAAAUUAAAUUUAGAACGUUUCUGUAAAAAAAAAAAUUACGAACAAUUAACACGUUCCGUGCCAUGUGUACCACCAUAUUUCUAA
Molecule: messenger RNA, 4475 nt
Organism: Heterotrigona itama
Lineage: Eukaryota; Metazoa; Arthropoda; Insecta; Hymenoptera; Apidae
Source: the annotation of a GenBank genome assembly